Messenger RNA from Contarinia nasturtii (swede midge), 778 nucleotides. Its product is annotated as transforming growth factor beta-1-induced transcript 1 protein-like. NCBI's taxonomy places the organism in Eukaryota, Metazoa, Arthropoda, Insecta, Diptera, Cecidomyiidae. Gene Ontology annotation, cellular component: cell-cell junction; focal adhesion; cytoplasm. The record is from RefSeq and is a predicted model, not a curated record. Gene Ontology annotation, biological process: cell-cell adhesion; positive regulation of substrate adhesion-dependent cell spreading; positive regulation of integrin-mediated signaling pathway. The transcript has 8 exons. Bases 131 to 664 code for a protein of 177 amino acids.
CAACAGAGUCGGGGAGCAUUCAGUUGAAUUUUGUUCUCCAACGAAACGUGUUGUGUUCUCUGCUAAACACUCAGUGAUUUAUUAUUGUUCAAAAUAACUUUUUGUUUGCGUAAAAUAACGAUUAUCUAAAAUGUCUGAGCCCACAGUGUGCGGAAAAUGCAAGGGAGAAAUCAAAGGAAAGACCCUUACUGCAUUGGGAAAGAGCUGGCAUCCAGAACAUUUCGUAUGUUUGGUUUGCGAAAAACCAAUUACGGCAGUUACAUUUAACGAACGUGAUGGAAAUCCAGUGUGCAGUGAUUGUUUCGCAAAGAAAUACUCAGAGCAGUGCCAUAAAUGCCACAAGGCUAUCGUGGGCAAAGUAGUGAAAGCAAUGGGAAAGACUUGGCACGAAGACCAUUUCGUUUGCGCUGGACCAUGUAAAAAGCCAAUGGCCGCCGUGCCAUUCUUUGAACGGGACGGAAAGCCUUUCUGUAAAGCCGACUUCGAGAAGCUAUUUGCCGCCAAAUGUAAGGGUUGCGAAGAGCCUAUAACCGAGAAAACGAUUAUUGCAUUGAAUUCUAACUGGCAUCAGGAUUGCUUUGUGUGCAACCGGUGCAAAAAGCCAGUUGAAGGGGACACCUUUGCAGUGGAAAACAAUAUGCCAGUUUGCAAUAGCUGCAUUUAAACAGAAUUACAAUACCAAACGCUUUAUUGAAUGUUAAUUUCUUUUCUCUCUGAAUUUAAUUCGCUUCUUAUUUAUCACAAUAAAUUACCAAUAAAAAAAAUUCUAUUUACGUUA